Messenger RNA from Phytomonas sp. EM1, 2169 nucleotides. Lineage: Eukaryota; Euglenozoa; Kinetoplastea; Trypanosomatida; Trypanosomatidae. The record is from the annotation of a GenBank genome assembly.
AUGCUCAUCCCCUUUGUUGGUCUCUAUGUUUCCUUUAUGAUGAACUGGUCUCCCGAGAAGGCAGGUUACACGGCUGGAUGCCUGGUGGGUCUCUUUAUGCUUGGACAAGUCAUUAGUGGGAAGCACUGGGGGUAUAUCAGUGAGACUUUUGGACGUAAAUUCGCCAUCGUGAUCGGGGUCACUUGCUGCGCGGUCUCAAUGUUCUUCUUUGGCCUGUGCUCGAAUAUCUACAUGUGCGCCUUUUGGCGCCUUGCGCAUGGCAUCAUGGCGGGGUGCUCGUUGGCCGCUAAGGCCGUCAUUGCCGAUGUUACAGAUUACACCAACCAGUCCAGCGGGUUCGCGCUCGUUAGCCUGACUUGGGGUGUGGGCACACUGAUCGGACCGACGGUCGGGGGUCUUUUUUAUGAUCCCGCUCAUCAAGGUUGGCUUUCGUUUUUGAGUUGGAACAAAAAAGGCUUCUGGGCGAUGCAUCCGGCUUUUCUGCCUAGUCUCAUUGCCGCUACAUACAAUUCUGUGGCGAUUGUCGUCUGUGUUUUGUUUCUUGAGGAGACAAAUAAGGACGCAAAACCUCUUCGCACAAAACUUCCUUCUAAAAUUGAGACCCCUCUACGACCCUAUUUUCGCUACCUACAGCCGAAGGUCAUUGUGGAGAAGGAUCCGUUGAUGAAUAGCACACGUGCCACAGGUGCUGUGGUUGUGGACCCAGACUUGCCUGAUCCAACGGUAACCAAAGAGGAUCAUACAGAGCACGGUUUCAGUAUCACUUUAGCCCUGAAUAAGCUAGCAAACGAUUUUUUUCAUAGGGCAUAUCCCUUAGCGGAGACCGGAGAUGGCCGUCGUAACGAUGCCGACUGUACUAAAUCCGUCGUAAUACAUGGCGAAGAAGAUACCUUUGAUCAUCCAUCAGAUGAAAUACUCGAAAUGUUGUCGAUGGAAUCACUAGAUCGUAAUGCUAAACGGAAGUCCUUUGGUUAUAAGCAAGCUUUUUCACACCCCUUGACACGAGGUGUAUGCAUUAUAGCGAUGCUUAUAUGUGGGUCCGAUAUGAUCUUCGCAGAGGUCUUUCCAUUAUGGACAAUCGCUCCAAGGAAAAAUGGUGGGCUGAAUCUCUCCUCUGGUAAUGUUGGCCUAUUAAUUCUUGUCAAUAGUGUGCCCGCGGUUAUUUCAAAUGUGUACUUCUCUAAAGUUCUUUCACUCUUUCAGAAUCCGAUGGUAUUUUGGUCCUUGUCCCAGACGGCCUAUGGUUCCAUAAAUUUGCUGUUUCCUUUUGUGAUUAAUCUUUCCGAAACGAAUGCGUUUUGGUGCACGAUGGCGCUCGGCUUGGUACGAAAGGCUUUAGAGUCAUGGACCUUCGCCACGCUCAUGCUUGUCGUUGCACGGUCUGCUCCACAGGGUUAUGUGAGUAUCAUGUACGGCAUUCAGCAAAGUGUUUCCUGCAUCGUUCGCUGCAUUGUCCCGUUCACAUUUGCGCCCUUAUUCGCGUGGUCCAUCUCGGAGCCACACGUUUUCCCUUUCAACCACCAUUUUACUUUCACUUUAUCCCUCAUCCCAUUAUUGGUUAGUGCAGUCUUUACCCUUAAGCUGAAAUUGCCUGAUCCACCCACCGAGGAUAAUAAAAAUAUAGUCGAGCAGUCGCAUCAGGAAAACCUUGAUCACGCCGCGGACGCCCCGAAGCAUGAAAAAGAGGUACCCGAACAGGUAGCCCAACCUAUCUCUUGGGUCGCAGAGCUCUACGGUGACGAAGGCAACAAUUUACUCGCUAAUAAUUCGUUUGUCGUUCUUUCCAGCUCCUUUGCGAACCCGGUAGAUGGUAUCUUAUCGCGUUCUGCGACCGUUGCUGAUGUUGCUAUUGACGGGGAAUCUUCAGAUUUGUUAUCUAACUUUCAAGUAUCUGAUCGUGAAAAUGGCUUUGUCGAUCGAAAGCAUUUUUUUACUGCUGAAUCUACAACAAAUGGGGGAUCUAUUGAAGUAAAUCAUCGGGCCUUGUUUGAUGAACGAGACCCUGGAUCUGAUACGUCUAAAACAAGCGGUACGUCUUCGGGGGAUAUUACAAAUCGCACUGAAAGCAUGAUCACAUGUAUCUUUCCACCAACAAACAGGUUGAGUACUAAUCAUGUUCACCAAGAGGAUACAUGCAAACCAGCUGAUGAGUUGUCUAACCCAGACUAA